Messenger RNA from Leishmania mexicana MHOM/GT/2001/U1103, 1170 nucleotides. RefSeq lists its product as hypothetical. The coding region runs from base 1 to 1170 and encodes 389 amino acids. Lineage: Eukaryota; Euglenozoa; Kinetoplastea; Trypanosomatida; Trypanosomatidae. The transcript has a single exon. The record is from RefSeq and is a predicted model, not a curated record.
AUGACGCUAUACGGCAGGGCGAUCAGCGCUUUGCACCGGCACCAAGACGUGGCGAUCGGUGUGAUCAUCCUGGCCCUCGUGCUGUGCGUCUGCGUGCCACUGCUGGUGGUGGUCCCCGAGUCACGGCCGUACGGUGCCACCUUCAUUGGGUGGGCGCUUGUGUUCGCCGUGCGUGCGUGGCGGUGCCUGCCGCAAGAGAGGGCGCACGUGUGCAGGGCCGCGCAUCGAUUGGCCGAUACAAGGAUGCGACAGCGCGGCGUGGGCAAGGUACUGAUGCCCUACACGGAGACGUCUCGCUUGAUGCCCGUGGCAAGCUACAACAAAGGCAAUCGACUACCGGGCUGCACAUCGACGGAGGCAGCGACGAGGUGUCUCGGGCUUCUGGCGAUCGAAAGUCGCUCCCCGACCCCCAUUCACCAGGCACAGGUGGACAUGGGGCGCAACGACAUUGGUGCCAAUAGCAGUGGAAAGAUAAGUGGUGCCGCUGCCGCGUCGGCGCCAUCGUCCUGUGAUCCCUUCCUGUCGACCUCUGCGCUGGAGUCUUCAGCCCAGUUUCUUGCGCUGACUCACGUGGUUUCGCGCCAGGAGCCGUCUUGGUCGAUCGCCGAUCCCCACGCCGCUUCCGUAACACCAUCCGAGAGUCGAAGUGGCAGCGGCAGAUGCGCACCGCGGCGCUCACACGAGCCGUUCGCAUCCAUGCCCCGCGCCUGUGCCACGGGGUUCACGACCCUGUCAGAGCACGGCAGCGAGGUACCCUCCGUCGAACCCGCCUCGCCGUCGUCGAUGCAGCCAACGACAAGCUCCUCGUCUGGCACGCACGGGUGCACCGGAACCGUGAUGACCCCGGCGUCGUUGGCGCAGACGCCGGUGGUGAGCGGCGCUGUUCAGGCCCCGACGGGGCGCCCUGCAGAGCUCGCACGCACCUUUUUGGACUCGAAAACGCAGCUCUCAGCGUGCUCGCAGCCGUCGAAGGUGGGACCGUCUUACUCGCAGAAGGAUACUCUGUCUCCACCGACCUACGAAGAGGCGUUGCUGUCCCCCUCAGACAGCUCGUCCUCGCCGCGGAUCGCGGUGGUGGGCGCGACGAUGCGGCUGCAGAGGCUCUCUCCAGCAGUGGCACGUGACGGUGCCUCCCUGAGGCGCGCUAGCCGGUGCUCCCCGCACUCUUGA